This is a messenger RNA of Suillus paluster, 258 nucleotides long. RefSeq lists its product as uncharacterized. Lineage: Eukaryota; Fungi; Basidiomycota; Agaricomycetes; Boletales; Suillaceae. The transcript has a single exon. The annotation marks the transcript as partial. The record is from RefSeq and is a predicted model, not a curated record.
AUCCGGGCCAUCAUGGUGCUGCGUAACAGAGGAAUAGUAGUCGAAUUGGAAUCCGAGAGUCUAGCGAAAUGGUUAAACAGCCCGACAGGUAGAACAGCACUGGAAAGCAACAUGGAAUCAGCUGUAUUGUUCCGCAACCGCACCUACCCGAUAGUCGCAGAAUACUUACCCAUUCACCUGCAGAUCGACAAAGAAGACUUCUUACGCAAAAUCGAAAACAACAACAACCUCAGCAGCGGCUCACUGAUAAGCAUUUGA